Messenger RNA from Caenorhabditis sp. 36 PRJEB53466, 1608 nucleotides. The record is from the annotation of a GenBank genome assembly. Lineage: Eukaryota; Metazoa; Nematoda; Chromadorea; Rhabditida; Rhabditidae.
AUGGCCGACGUUGCCUCUCCGGUGGUCGACGAGAAGCCGUGCUUCGGAGCGAACCCGCAGAUAUUCAAGUUGGGAUUGGGAAAACAGCACAUUCUGGCACACGACAUCGGCCAGGGAUCACAGUGCCGGAACGGACCGACCUGCCGAUGCAAUGGACUCGACCUGCACUUCUGGAGGAAAAUGUGCAAGAACUGUGGGUGUCGGAUGGAUGAGCACGACGUCGUUCUGCCGAAUGAAUUCGAUCACGCACAGAUUGUCAUUGGCCGGUUAUUUGGAGCAAGAGAGCACUUCGAGAAAGUGCUCACGAAGCCAGGAAUGUACAAACCAUCAGAUCAGAGUGACUCGAAAGAGAGCAAUAUGAUGUCGAGGAGAUCUCAGCCGACAGCCGUCUACAACUACAAUAUGGCGUCCAGUGACUCCGAAUCAGAACGUGGUGGAUCAAAAAAAGUGAGCUCGAAGUCACAAGACGUUGAGAAAGUUUUAUUUCAGGAAAAUGUGCAGUAUGCGUGGGCUCCACUGCCGGACAAAGAUCUGGUUUCCCGGUACAUGAAGUGUCUUCCAGAAGAUGAACGGCCACUUGUCGGCUCAAAAGGAGAGCAGAACAGAAAGUCGAGGUUGCAGUUCCAAGUGGGCUUGUGCGUAAUUUUCAGUGUAAAUUCGAUAUUUUCAGUUGCCACUCUACGAUUGCAACGUGGAAGAUGCGCGAUUCGUGGAGGAGAAGGAUGUGAAAACUCUGCAGAACUUUGUCGAAAACGUCCGAAACAACGUAAUUGGAGUGGGAAGAGUAGUGGAGAUCGGAAGAGAUUCUGACAGUGGAGGAGAGAAUGAGGACGACUUCGAGAAGUCGAUGACGGCCGCGUUGAAGGGGCUGAAACUGGGCGAAACUGUAAGGAGACCACGGAAACCGAGACUGAUUACGUACUUCCAGGAAUGCAAAGACUGCAGCGAGGCGAUGAAAACUGGGGAGAUCGGAGUGCAAUGCAAGCACCACAUGACUGCAGACCACUACCAUCCGAACUGUUUCCGAUGCGACACGUGUCGGCAGCUGCUCGUCGAUAACAUUUAUUUCUUCUACAAGAACAAGUACUACUGUGGCCGUCACUACGCCGAUCAGCUCUAUCCGAGAUGUGCUGGAUGUGACGAGGUAUCAUUUACUCUUCCAUCUUCUUCUCCUAACUGAACUUGUUCAGCUCAUUUUCGCGAACGAGUACACAUUCGCCGAGGAGAAAUCGUGGCAUUUCGAUCACUUUGCCUGUUUCAAAUGCGACUUCAAACUGGGCGGAUCUCGGUACAUGACGAGAGAUGAGAAUCCGUUCUGUCUCGAAUGUUACCUGAAACAUUUCGCUAAGGUGAGAAGCCAUGACUACCGUAACCCUAGUUCCCUGUUCAUUUCAGACAUGCGACACGUGUCAGCACAAAAUAGGUCCUGACGAGAAGCGAUUAAAUUACAACGAGACGCACUGGCAUGCGGAGGAACGGUGCUUCCAGUGCAUUCAGUGCAAAAUGAACCUGAUAGGGAAGAAGUUCAUGUUGAAGAACCACAAGUUGCUGUGCUCUUCACAAUGCAAAGCCAACUACAACUCGGCGCAUCCGGAGGAUCAGUUGUGA